CGAACAGUAUGGGUAUAUUAAUAUUAAUUAUAGAAUUUCUUUAGGUAUGAACCUUAAAUAAAAAGAAACUCACUACCCACCGCCACAUCUCACCUUCUAAGGUCGAGGAGGUCUAAUAAAGAUUACACUGAGCCAACCACAAUCAGAGUGCAGUGCAGCAAGAUUUAAUAAAUGUUGGACCGAGUUAUCCACCAAAAGACUACACCCUAUUUACACAACCAAACCCCCCAUAGCACAGCCCAAAUCACAAACCCCCCACUCCACCAAAUAAACCCGAGAUACGGCGAUCUCAGCAUCAACAUUAUAUCCAUACAAAAAGUGUGGGUGUGUGUGUGUGUGUGUGCGUGUGCGUGUGUGCGUGGACGAGAGAGGUAGAGGGAGUGACUGGACUAAGCUACUAAAUUGUCCCACAGUCACAAAUUAAAGACAUGGCGCCCCCCGAGGCAGACGUGUUUGCUCGCUCCGCUCUAGAAUGCCGGUUUUUACUUCUUUUUUGCACUUUUUACUUUCUCUCUGCAGUGCACAAAUGCCAUGCACUGAUAACCUAUGACAGACAAACGUUACUGGACAUUGGAUUGCAAGAUAACCCGUGUUUUAACGGAUUUAUACCGCCGGAGCUGCAGCCCAUUGUUCGCUCCCAAAACCACCGCCACCACCGCGAGGCAGACCCAGACAUACCGACCGAGAGCGCGUGUGCUGACCCCAGAAGAGCGCUUCGGAGGCGGCGACGCAAGCGGGGCAAGAGGGGAGGGCUACAUGCUAGGCUAAAGGCUCGUGCUAGCAGACCACCGGUGCCUAGCCUCUUGCUAGCUAAUGUGCGCUCUCUGGAAAACAAACUGGACGAGCUGAGAGCAAGGAUUACAUCGCAGCGGGAAAUGAGAGAGUGUUGCGCUCUGAUUUUCACUGAAACCUGGCUCUCGGAUAAAGUUCCGGACAGCGCUAUUCAGUUCGAGACUCACUCCGUACACCGGGGAGACCGGACGGCUGCCUCUGGUAAAGCUACAGGAGGAGGUGUGUGUGUGUUUGUAAACAACGCGUGGUGUAGAGACGUUCAGACAGUUCAUCAGCACUGUUCACCAGACGUGGAGUUUCUCCUGCUUAAAUGUCGUCCCCACUACCUUCCACGGGAAUUUUCAGCUGUGUUUUUAUGCUCUGUUUACAUUCAUCCACGAGCGAACUCCACAGCAGCGCUCGGUGCACUCCAUGACGUCAUCAGCGCGCUGGAGACGGCUCACCCUGAUGCCGUCAUCAUCACAGCUGGUGAUUUUAAUCAGUGCAACCUACGGACUGUAUUCCACAAUUACUAG
Astyanax mexicanus (Mexican tetra) is the source of this 1307-nucleotide messenger RNA. RefSeq lists its product as uncharacterized. Bases 429 to 1307 code for a protein of 292 amino acids. The record is from RefSeq and is a predicted model, not a curated record. The transcript is spliced from 2 exons. Lineage: Eukaryota; Metazoa; Chordata; Actinopteri; Characiformes; Acestrorhamphidae.